AUGUCUACCCUCACACCAGAAGUUACCUGGGCGCAACGCUCUUCCGACUCCGACGAGACUCGCAACUACCUCUACGUCUUCAUCAACGUCCCUGAUGUCCCCUCCUCGUCAGCCGACACCAAGAUCAACCCAACCAGCGUAUCUUUCAAGGGAACAAACAUCAAGGGAGCCAAGUACAGCGUCACGCUUGAUCUGUAUGAUGAGAUCGACCCUGAGAACAGCAAGACUAGCCACAGCCCACGUGGAGUGGAGUUGGUUCUCCGAAAAAAGAAGCUCGGACUUGAAUACUGGCCUCGUCUUUUGAAGGAGUCCAAGAAAGCUCACUUCAUCAAGACCGACUUUGACAAGUGGGUCGACGAGGAUGAACAGGACGAGGCCGCAGACGACGACUACGCAGCCAACUUUGGCGGCUUCGGCGAGGACGGUGGACUUGGCGGCAUUGACUUCUCCAAGCUCGGUGGGGGUGGCCUGCCCGGUGCGGCUGGGGGUGAGGAGGAGGAGGAAGAAGAAGAAGACGACGAAGACUUACCAGAGCUUGAGGGUGACGAGAAGCCCGGCAAGAAGAUUGAGGAAGUCGCUUAG
This is a messenger RNA of Talaromyces proteolyticus, 582 nucleotides long. Its product is annotated as HSP20-like chaperone. The coding region runs from base 1 to 582 and encodes 193 amino acids. Gene Ontology annotation, molecular function: Hsp90 protein binding; protein-folding chaperone binding. The record is from RefSeq and is a predicted model, not a curated record. Gene Ontology annotation, cellular component: cytosol; nucleus. Lineage: Eukaryota; Fungi; Ascomycota; Eurotiomycetes; Eurotiales; Trichocomaceae. Gene Ontology annotation, biological process: protein folding; chaperone-mediated protein complex assembly. The transcript has 4 exons.